AUGACUCCGUCAUACAAUAGAAAUGCGGAGACAGCUGACGUGGAGCUCUCGCAAUGGCAGGUUCUACAGGAGAAAAUGAACACGUGCAGCACAGAGCCAGUCCUGCCGGAUGCUGAGGUGAACAAACUGCUGAAGACAAUCUUUACAGAUCAUGUCCUAGCCGACCACCCCGACUUUGUCAAGUACUUCAAGAACCAGCACCGCGGACGGCCCCGGGAGGACCACUUGCUAAGGAAAGCCGCAGUGGCAUCUGCGGCCGCAGCCCAACAAUAUCCCAACCCUUUCCAACACCAGCAGCAACCCCCCGGACCCACCCACAAGAACAGCAAUCCCUUACUCCAAACCUUGCGAUGGGUGCUGCACAUGUGGCACCUCAGCCUAGCACGCUACAGGGCCUGGAGGCCCCGUGUACAGCUGUACCUGCUGCUGUCCUGUCCGGAAUACUCCCCCCUGGCUAUGGCCAUCAGCUUAUUCAUGAUUGCAGCCAUUGUCCUCAACACAAUCACGUUUUGUUUGGAGUCGGUACCCUCCGUGGAACGAGAUACGGAAGUGUACGACAGGCUCAUCCUAAUCGAUUACGUGUGUCUGGGUUUGUUCACCGUGGAGUUUGUCGUACGCUUCCUGACGUGCAACAGCUUCACCCGGUUCGCCUUCAAGCUGAUGAACUGGGUGGACCUGGCGGCCAUUGCGCCCUUCCUCGUGGAGCUAGCGGUGGCGGGGCCGGAUAAUGAACAAAACGCCUCUCAGACACGGAUAUUCCGGUUGAUUCGUUUGAUCCGGAUUCUGCGGCUGCUGAGGGCUAGCUCCAGGUUCCGAAACCUUCAGUUGGUAGUUGACGCCCUAUCUGCCAGCCUGGAUGUGAUCGGCAUGUUGGUGGUGGUGUUGGGGGUGCUGCUGGUGGUGGCCGGUACGGUGGUGUAUUACGUGGAGGGUGCCUUGGUGAAGGACACGUGGUUCGACUCCAUACCGCUGACCAUGUACUACAUGCACGUCACCUUCACCACCACCGGCUACGGCGAAUACUACGCACAAUCCACCUGGGGGCGCCUGGUGGUGGGCGUGUUCAUGUUGCUGUGUAUGGUGACCGUGUCAUUACCCAUUGGUGUGGUGGGGGGGAACUUCUCCACACUCUGGACGCGCUACGUGGGGCUGCGGGAUGCCAUAGGGCGGAGCCUGGAGGCCUGGGGAACCCGGGCCAAAUUGAGGGGGCUGGCGGCUAAGCACUGUACGGCAGUGGACGAGCUUGUUACGACGGCUUUGAGGUUAAAGAACACGGCCCUCCUUGCGGCCCUACGGGAGUCCCUAUCCGACAUGGGGAGCAGGUUGGGUGAGGCGGGGGACCGGCUGGGGCACCUGCAGGCUCUCCUGUCACUGGUACCGCGGGUGUCCAGCUCGGAUGUGACUGCCUCCCUGGAGGGGUUGCAUGCCGUACACCAGGGCAUUGCACAGCGAGCCACGGAAGGUGUACAGCAGGCCAGCCGUACACGGCAGGUGCUCGCGGAUUUGCGUGCCAUGCGGGAGGUGCUGAAAGCGGAGGAAGAUGAGAUGUACGGCACCUAUGAGGGGUCGUACCGCGAAGAAGAAGAGGGCGGCGUGGAUGGCAUGAAGGGGAGGGCGAACCAAUAG
Volvox carteri f. nagariensis is the source of this 1626-nucleotide messenger RNA. RefSeq lists its product as uncharacterized. The coding region runs from base 1 to 1626 and encodes 541 amino acids. The record is from RefSeq and is a predicted model, not a curated record. Gene Ontology annotation, cellular component: membrane. The transcript is spliced from 8 exons. Gene Ontology annotation, molecular function: voltage-gated potassium channel activity. Gene Ontology annotation, biological process: potassium ion transmembrane transport. Lineage: Eukaryota; Viridiplantae; Chlorophyta; Chlorophyceae; Chlamydomonadales; Volvocaceae.